UAAAUAUUAAAUAAUAUUAUUAAAAUGGACGAUCAAGGCAAGACUUUGAAAUACCUCGUUGCAGUUGAAAAAUUAGCAGAAGAAAUCAUUAAUGACAAACGCGAAAUCAUAAUGUUAGAUAAAAGAAGAAAUCAGAACCGCGAAGCCAUAAGAGAUCUUUCAAAGUCUUCGCAAUUAAAAUGUUGGGUGACUGUUGGCUCUAUACUUGUAAAACAUAAUGUCGAGAGCACAAUAACAUUAUUAGAGUCUGAUCAAAAACAGCUAGAUGUAGACAUUAAUAAAUUACGUAGUAACCUUAAAGUAAAAGUUAAUAGCUUAAGAGAUUUGGAAAUGCAGCCUCCAGUACCAAGUUUGAUGUUAGUCCCAAUUAGUGAUAAGGAAACCGAAGGCUUAUCAAGAGCUGGACUAUUUUCAUGUAAAUCGUAAUAGAAUUAUGGUUUGUUUGAUUAAAAUUAUGAAUUGAUUUGAAGUAACUAAUAAACAGGUGCAACAAAUCAUAAGGAAUCCAAACAUUUU
Vanessa tameamea is the source of this 516-nucleotide messenger RNA. It is a transcript of the gene Pdrg1, whose product is annotated as p53 and DNA damage-regulated protein 1. Bases 25 to 426 code for a protein of 133 amino acids. The transcript has a single exon. NCBI's taxonomy places the organism in Eukaryota, Metazoa, Arthropoda, Insecta, Lepidoptera, Nymphalidae. The record is from RefSeq and is a predicted model, not a curated record.